Molecule: messenger RNA, 1197 nt
Organism: Nicrophorus vespilloides
Lineage: Eukaryota; Metazoa; Arthropoda; Insecta; Coleoptera; Silphidae
Exons: 2
Coding region: 242-721 (159 amino acids)
Source: RefSeq, a predicted model, not a curated record
AAAAAUAAUUGCGUAACUGCUCUUGGUUCAAGGAACUCCUGAUAUUACGGAGAUGUAUAUAUAUAACGACGAUGUAUAUUUUGAAUUGAUCGAUCUGUAAUGACAAAUUUUCAAACUUUCGAUCAUUUCGUGUCAUGUGUCAGCUUGGAUGCGCCUGAACGAAAGUCUGCCGGUGGGAAAUCAAAUUAUAAGUACUUGGGAAUCUGCAACAUUUUCUUGAGAUGCAUUGGCAGACCGAGUGAUGACUAACUAUGGGGCAGCAACCGACGAGGAACUUUUCGAGCAGUUCUGCGAGGAUUUCGCGACCGUCGCAGGAAUGCAGGGACGCGUCGCUUAUCUACUCAUGUCCAUACACGUGGCGAACCCUUGCAUCCUGCACAGAUUCUUCUCCUACGAUCCAUCGACCGUCCUGUACACGAACAUGGUUUACGGUAUAGGGCUGAUGCUGUACGCGAGGCCGAACAUGCGACCGAUCGGCAACAUAAACCGGAUCAUCUUCAGCUUACUGGGAUCUCUGAUGUUCAAUUUCUCGAGCGUCGCCGUCUUCGAUCACAUCAGGGAGCGUUUCUUCCGGAAACCUUUCCUGGUCACUUUCCUCGGAUUCAUAUCCGGAAGAUUCUUCAUGCUCCAUCUGUUGGCGUAUCUGUACCAUGUGGACAUACGAUCGAGAAGCAGGAACGUGCCGCGAAACUCGACAUUCGAUUCGAUGUAUAUUGACUAAAUUUCACAAACUAUCUCCUUCACAUCAACGAUGUCACAUGUAAUAAAUAACAAUAAAUUUCCAGUAAGGGGAAAUAUGCUUUAUAAGUUUUAUUGCUUAUAAUAUAAUAUGUGUAUACAUGUAAAAAUAUUAUUUAAAUAUAAUCAAGUCAGGAUAGUUAACUUAAGGAAUAGCGCACUGAAUAAAUAUUUACAAUUGAAUUUUCGUUGCAUGACUCCUCCUUAUUGAUUCGUCUCUAGGCAACUAAUAUUUACAUAAUUAUCAUGCUCUGAAUACGUAUUACCUACGUACUUAAAACAAAAGAAAAAAAAUAAUAAUAAAAAAAAAACAAAAUCGAACAUUACAAUAUAACAUGAUUAUUGUGAUUCUAUCACAGUACAGUUUGUAUAAUUGACGUUUAACUUCUUUUUGUUUUUGUUUUGUUUCUUACGUUUCCCGAGAUCCCCGAGAGUAAUAAUAAUAAUAAUAAAACAAAA